Molecule: messenger RNA, 981 nt
Organism: Adineta steineri
Lineage: Eukaryota; Metazoa; Rotifera; Eurotatoria; Adinetida; Adinetidae
Source: the annotation of a GenBank genome assembly
AUGUUUUUAUUCAUAUUUAUUUUCUACUCGAUUAUUAACUUGAUCUUAGCAGCGAACUAUUCAUGUAAUACAGCUUCUAAAUGUGGUUGUUCAACAGUAUCUACUGUUGUCACAUCAAAAAUUCUUGGUGGAGAAGAUGCAGGUGAUUAUACAUGGAAUUGGAUAGUUUCUUUUCAAUACUCUGGCGAACAUAAAUGUGGUGCAACACUUUUAACAUCCGAGUAUGCUGUAACAGCAGCUCAUUGUACUGUCGCCUUAUUACCUUAUAUGGCAAAUUUAACUAUUGUAGCUGGUAUAAAUGAUUUAUCAGAUUCAUCUAAUACAGCUGUACAACAACGAUCUAUCAUUAACAUGUUUACACAUCCAAAUUAUAACAAUAAUACCUUCGUGAAUGAUAUUGGUAUUCUUCAAUUUGCUCCACUUAACAUAUCAUCAGAUUUUAACACCGGUAUCAUUUGCUUACCUCAAGCAAAUCAAGAUCCAUUCCAAACGAAUACUAGUCUUAUAGCUAUAGGCUGGGGAGUUACGUCUACCAGUAUAUAUGUUGAUGUAUCAGACUCUCUUCAACAAGUAACUGUCCAAGCUUUUUCAUCAACAUCAGCCGAUUGUUUACGAUCAAACAUAACCAAUGCAACGGUACAAUUUUGUGCAGGCGUUUCAGGAGGCGGCAAAGAUACAUGUCGAGGAGAUAGUGGAGGUCCAUUGAUGGCUUUUGUUAAUCAUGUAUGGGUAUUAGCAGGAAUAACAUCUUUUGGCCAUGGAUGUGCUCUAGCAGGAUACCCUGGAGUAUACACACGAGUGUCUUCGUUUAUUCCAUUUAUCAAUUCAAUUGUUUCUUUUCCAUUCAAUACAUCAGUCACAUCAUCACAAGUUUUAAAUGGAACAACUGCACAAAAUCAAGGCAGCAAUAUGAUAUAUAAAUCUGGAUCAAUUUCAAUAUUUUCCUUCUUAUUUAUAAUAUUCUCUUUAUUUUUAAUCUAA